Messenger RNA from Bipolaris zeicola 26-R-13, 1059 nucleotides. RefSeq lists its product as uncharacterized. Bases 1 to 1059 code for a protein of 352 amino acids. The record is from RefSeq and is a predicted model, not a curated record. Lineage: Eukaryota; Fungi; Ascomycota; Dothideomycetes; Pleosporales; Pleosporaceae. The transcript has 5 exons.
AUGGCGGGUGGAGUUGCUUCAGAAGCUGUUGUUCCCAUUGAGGCUAUGUUAUUAGGUCUCUCUACAUUCGUAGCGUCUGGUCGUCUUAUUCCACGACUCGUGCAGCGGCAAUCUCUUACCUUAAGUGAUUGCUUCCUGGUCGCAUCAAUACUCGACGCCAUCGGGCUCUUCGCAACCGAUGUCUUGACGUACGAAUGGGGAGGCAUGUCUGAGGACGAAGUGGAAAUGUCAGAUGCUCGCGCUAUUGCCCUCAAGAAAGUACAAUUUGCUGGCAAUGCUUUCUAUGAUACCGGAAUCUACUUGCCAAAACUAGCCAUCCUCGCAUUAUACUUUCGUCUGAUCCCGCCGACAAUGCCAUGGUUGCGAAAAGCGCUCUAUGCAGUGGCGGUAUUCACGGGAAGCGCCAUGAUCACAACAUUCUUUCUAGAUACCUUCUGGUGCGGUUCUGAAGUGUCAGUGAACUGGUCUCUAGAAGAAGGUGCAUGCAACACCUUCACUUCAAAAACGGUGUUCAGGAUCGACUGGAGCAUGAAUAUCGUGUCCGAUGUGUUGAUUUUUGGAUUGCCGUUCCCACUUCUUCACUCAUUGCAACUCCAGCGCCGACAGAUCUGGGGUCUUAUCGUCACAUUUUGCCUCGGAGCUGUCACCAUAUCAAUGAGUGUUGUUCGAUUUGUGACGAUAGAGGUCAUUUAUGCCUGGACCAACGUUUUCGUACUUUCAAUGGCUGAGUUGGCCAUUGCCAUCAUCGUAGUAUCGCUACCAUCCAUGAGAUCAUUCCUUCGGCGCGGUGGCUUCUUCUCUUUCCACAAAAAAUCACGCACAUCGGAUUCGCGCACGACCUAUGGCCAACGGACACCUGCCAGUGGCUCGCAGGGUUUUAUGCGUCCUUCCAGAAGAGGAAAACACACCGUUCGCAUACAUAGCGACGAGGAGUCUGGAAGCGAGGUGGAGCUGAAUAGUCUUGGGAGGAAGGAUGUCAUUUACGAGACGCGGCGGGUCAGUGUGCAGUUUUCGCGGUCGCAGGACGAAGACAGCGAACCUGUUGGAAAAUUGCCAUGA